This is a messenger RNA of Agelaius phoeniceus (red-winged blackbird), 561 nucleotides long. The record is from RefSeq and is a predicted model, not a curated record. NCBI's taxonomy places the organism in Eukaryota, Metazoa, Chordata, Aves, Passeriformes, Icteridae.
AUGCGCAGGAAGGACCGAAGCUUUCAGCGGCUCCACUUUCUUGGUCAGCAAUUCUCCAACCGGAGCCAUGAUCACUCCUGCCUCUUUGCCUUCGCCAGCGCACGGGGGACCAUCGCCUCCUCCUCCUCCCUGCCGUGCAGCUUUGGAUCAGCCCUGCUGCCGGAUUCCCCUCCCCCCGCGCCGCAGGAGGGGGAGGAGUCGUCCCCGCUGCCGACAAGGGAGGCAGCCGGUUCCGCGACAGCAGCCGGCAGCCCCACGCUGGAGAGCACAUCCAGCCCUCCUGCGCCGCAGCCUGAAGCUGAUUCAUCAGCAGCGGCGCCCGCAGCACCGGCCAGGGAUGCCCCCCCCCGCCGGCUCUGCCACCUCCAGCCGGCCCAGCUCCCAUCCGGGAUGCGAGCUAUGGCACUGAAGAUCUUCAGCCCGCCUGGCCGCCCCCGGCUGCCCCGCCCCAUGCUGUUUCCCUCGGGUUGCCCGGGAACACGGACAGCACUGAGCAUCAACAGCCUGUCCCUCAGUGGGGGCGUGCCCUCGCAGCAGGGCGCCGGCCCGACUGUGCUGUGA